Messenger RNA from Sitodiplosis mosellana (orange wheat blossom midge), 4381 nucleotides. RefSeq lists its product as uncharacterized. Lineage: Eukaryota; Metazoa; Arthropoda; Insecta; Diptera; Cecidomyiidae. Gene Ontology annotation, cellular component: AMPA glutamate receptor complex; postsynaptic density membrane. The transcript has 7 exons. The record is from RefSeq and is a predicted model, not a curated record. Gene Ontology annotation, molecular function: voltage-gated calcium channel activity; channel regulator activity. Bases 567 to 3548 code for a protein of 993 amino acids. Gene Ontology annotation, biological process: postsynaptic neurotransmitter receptor diffusion trapping; regulation of AMPA receptor activity; positive regulation of synaptic transmission, glutamatergic.
AUUUGCGAAAAUUCUUUCAAUCAAUGGUCUCCGUUCCCACACACAUUUGGACAUACACACAGCAUUUACUUGGAAAUCGUUGAGAAUAGUGGCUGCAAACGAUGAACGGCUUAGAAGUCAGUUGCCGCCUGAUUUUCGAACGAUACACACGCAUUUGAGAAAGUGCUCUCGUUGAAACCGUCUCACUUAUUUGAAUUCCUUUGCAACGAUUUGUUUUUGGUGUUACUUCUCAAUCAAGUCUAAUCGAAAAUAAAUAACUUAAUAUUGUGUUUUUUUUUUGUUGGAGUCAUAAUUUAUGUUUUGGUCAGAACGUGAAAAGGGGGAAAAGAAUAGUGGAGAAAAUGCCAAUUCAUUGGAUUAAAAGCUUAUGAAAUUGUGUGCCAAAAGUCGCGUAAAAUAUGAUGAAUAUGCAAUAUUGUGAAUAUUUAUUAUGUCUUUGAAAUCGUGAUGGUUUUCAUUGGAAAAGUGCGUCUAAAUGUAAAUUUAUUGCUUUUAUCAAUCAGAGAGAAUCGUAAAACUCGUGCUAAAUUUGGAACGAGACUCGUUAAAGUGUAUACGGUGUAAUAAUGCGAGAGUUUCCAGUAACGGUAUCAUCGCAUGUGUACCACAUAAAUUCAAGCGCAUCAAAUUUAUUCGACGAUGAUCAGUAUCAAAGAAAAUUGCCCGCAAUCGAAUCAGAUAUAAAUUGUUUCCACCAGAAACCGACGACCGCACAGCAGCAGCAGCAGCAGCAGCAACACCAGCAGCCGCAGCAGCAACAGCAAACAUGCAGCAACAACAACAAAAAUGCCGCCAAUUAUAUUUGCACAUCAAACGGGGAUCUAACGUCCUUGCAAAGUGGUCGUUUGCAGAACUUUACCAACAUAAAUAACAUUCAUAACAAUAAUUGCAAUCGUUCGCAUAAAAUUGCCGUAAAAAGUGGCAGUUUCCACAGUGGUGGAAAUGAUAAAAAUGUGGAGCUGAGGGGAGAAACUUCUGACGGCAAUCGUAUGACCAGCGCUGGCAAUACAUCUUAUUCCAUAUUCGAUGCAAUCACAAAUGCCGUUACAACUGGGCAUUGUGCGAGCACCGUGUAUCCAACCACCAACAAUCGAAACGAUGCCGAUUUUGAUCAAAUCAAUCUUGGCCCGGAUCCAUUGACCACCUCGACAUCCAUUCAUAAUCUAAAAAAUGCUUCAUCGCAUAUGAACAAUGAUUGCGGACAAUUUCAGCACUACCAUUUCAACAAUACUCGAACACAUCAAUUUCCAUCAGCAAACUACAAGCACAGCUAUCUAUUAUGGAUUGGCACACCUGUGGCAGCCAGUUUUGCUGUUGCAAUUGUAAUCGCUUCGCUCGCUGGACCUCAAUGGCUGUUAACGGAGGAAAAAAUCCGAAAUCCCAACUUCAAUGGAACUAUCAACUAUAACAAUGCCAUAGACGAUGGAAUGUACAUUCUGAAGACAACAAAAUCAAGCCUUUGGAUACUCUGUUUUGCUCAAGGAGUUGAAUACCAAUGCUCAAAAAUUGAUUAUUUCCCAAAGGAUGAAUACAGUCCAGAUCCGAAUGAUUCAACCAUGGCCAUUCCGUAUGCCGUAAUAAAAUCAACGCCAUUUUUUCUCAUAUCCGGAUUCAUUCUAGUUGUUAGCUACCUUAUUCUGAUGGUGGCAAUGUGCUCGCAACGGCACAGCGUUCUCUUCUUCUUUUCCGGAAUUUUUUUCAUCAUUGCAGGUUUGAUAAUGCUAAUUGGAAUCAUCAUGUACAUUUCACUCUUUAAAUCGGAAAUCGGAUCAAAAUUGCGACCCAGAUCGAUGUUUCAGACGCCAUUAUUCACCUAUCGGUAUGGACACAGUUUCAUUCUAUUCAUAGUCGGAUGUAUUUCAGCUGAAAUCGUUGGCACUUUGAAUUUUUUCCUCUUCAUUCAAAUACGUGAGAUCGGACGCGAAAAGGCAAUUCCGUGCUUCAUGUACGCCAGCACAGCAAAAGACGAGCCAGACGAAAAACGAAUUAAUCCCAUUGGACAGGAAUUUAAAGCGCCGCCGCCUUUUAAAUGUCAUAAGCAUCCGACCAUUCCGAAAGCAUUUUUCUCGCCGCAUACACAGCGCCGGUAUUUUUUCGAAAAGCCCGUACCGAAAUGCGAUGCAACACAAAAAAACUUGGCGAAGAGCUUGAAUGAAUUGUAUACGGAGCCAGCGCCGGGCACAUUAUUUCCAUACGAUUUGCCGCAUGAAUUCCCAUUAACACGCAGUGUAUCCACCACAACUGACAUAUUUUCCAAUUGUUCGGGCGGUUUCAACUCGGCAAACACUAAUUCGCACAACCCGCUUCGCAUGUAUACACCGCAACUGAAUAAGAGAUCCAUGAAUCGACAACAGCUACAGGAAUACGCCAUGCAAAAUCGUGACUAUAAAUCAAUUUCACGAGAUGGAUCCCACGAUAGUUUGAAUGAUACGGGCGGCAUGGCCGUAAAUAAAGGCAUUCUGACAAAUCGUGAAAAAUCCAAAGAUGAACUGUUCAUGGAAUUUUGCCGGAAAGCCGGUCAACGGCCGAAACCGAAGGAUAUUUACUACAUUGAUACGACAUACGAUGGGGCGGCCGAAAAGGACGUAUUUAUUGUUGAGAAUUAUGCGACCAUUCGAAAGAAUCGACGUAACUCAAAUCUCAGCGGAACAAACCAAAAGGUAACCAACGUCUAUAAUUCAAAUCAAUCGCUAAAGGAUUUGAAUAACUGUAACGGUGGUGGUGGUGGUGGUGGUGUUAAAAACUCCUAUCCGAACAAUUUAUUCGACACAAACAGUUUUGGCGGCAGCACCGAACGGGCGGCCGUAUUACUAAAUGGCUCGCGGGACAAUUAUUUCUCGAACAGUCGAAUUAACUCACGUGACUCUAAUUUGUAUGCGAGCCGCACACUGCCACGCGAUUUCCUUAAGAGAAACAUUGACUACGAUGUAGAUGAGUUCUCUAAUCGGCGCAUAUCAGCUUCAGGUUUGUACACGCCGUACAAUAUGAGCAUGACAUUACCGUUAACAGAAACGGCGACUAUUUCGGCGCCAAAGGAAUUUACUGAUCCCACCACCGAUUAUUAUAAAAAAUCUUAUGAUACGCUCGCCUCGCGCAACAGCCGUCAACGUGAUGCGUACACAGGGAGUGAAGACACUUUGUCUGUGCAAUGGCCAAACGCAAUACCCGGUUCACCGGCCAGCUUUUCAAAUCGUUUCAAUUAUGGUCCGUCAUUUUCACCGAACACACAACGUAAACCGGUCCAAAUGUCUACAUUUUAUUCGCAACAUUUUCCACGUCAAGCCAAACAACAGACACCUGUUAAUAAGGUUGCAUUUUUCCAACACGAACGCACUUCAAGUGGUGUUAACACUCAAUCACGAUAUAACGAUAAUGGUGAAUAUGAAAGUGGCACUCAGACCGGUAAUGAGAAUGGUAAUGGCUCAUCCAGUGGUGGCAGCGAUGAAUGUACCACAUUCGAUUUAGAUCGCAUGGAACGCGAACGCCGGAAGUCACACGCAAGCUUAUUUGAAAUUGAAGUCGAUUUCACGAAUGGAACACCCGUUUAAAAUUGACAAUUUUAAUUUUUCCCAUUGUUUUGUCGAUGUCAUUUAGCGCACAUGGUGUUCAUUCCCAAUGGUACUUUGCCGCCUCAAACACGUCACGUCAUUAGAGCAAAUAUGCGUUUUAUCAUUUGAUUAGAUGUUACCAUUUUAUUGCGUAUAUUCAUGUAUUGAACUGUGUGUCGCCAGAUUUCGCACUAAAUGCAGUAGAAUACAUAUUUUGCACAGUGAACACAUUUUCCCAUGGAAAUACGGUUUUUCCUUGUGCAUUUGUUUCCUAAUUACAAUCGAAGCCAUAUUUCAAGUGAUUUUUUUGUCUGUGUAUCUUGCACUCAGCAAUCGAGAUUCCUAGCAAAGCGAAAUAAUAAGCGUUUAAAAAAUAGCAUUUAUGUAAGUGUCGCAAUAUACCCGGAACAUUUUUAUUGUAAAAGAUAAAUACACUGAAUACAGGGCAAGUUGAUUUGUAUGUUUAUAAAAUAUUCAAUAAUAAUGUUACUUAUGAUUAUUGGUGAUACCUAAAAAAAAUCGUUUUGAUCAGUCAACACAAUUUGAGUUAGAACCGUUAUCAUUGAAAAGAUUUAUUGAAAGAGAAAAAAAUUAUUAUCUAUUUAAAAUGAAAACAGAGAAAAUAGAACAGCAAAUUUAUUUGAGAAGAUUUUCCUAUUUUGUGCACAUCUUUUGAUCGUUUAUUUUGAUGCCAUAACACAUUGAUAUACUAAUAUAUAGACAAAUGUCCAUUCAACAUUUAGAUUUUAUUCGCACAACGUUGAAGCAACACAUUAAUUUUGACAAACCAUUUUUACCAAAUAAAAAUUUAUGUAUAAUUAUGAGAAACACAA